AUGGGUUCAACGAGGAAACGUGAGCCGCAUUCUUACUCACAGAACUUCCCUUCCGAGUCACCCAAAUCAUCUAUCUCGUUCGACAUCGUUCUCGACAGGCUGGCCCUGUCUUUCCGGGGACAUGACGACGAACUUAUAAUAUCCCCGGGUGACAGAUCGGGCACCGAAGCGAUUCUCACGUUUUCCCUUUCCUUCCGUCUCAAAUGCAUUCUUGGGAGUUUUGAUCAUGAAGUUCAGCAUCAUCACGGAGGCCAUCCUUUUUCGGCGCGUUUACUUGCUCUUAUUCCAACGGCCCUGCGUUCGCGCUGGUCGUGGCUAUCACGGUCGCCACAGUUCAUCUUUCGUCUUGUCUUUCCCCAGCUUCUCUCACUUGGACGGAUUGGUCACAAUGACGAAUCAUGCGCAUCGCUCUUGUCGAGGAAUUCGCUUCCUGUGGGUUGCUUGGGACAAUAG
This is a messenger RNA of Penicillium oxalicum, 453 nucleotides long. RefSeq lists its product as uncharacterized. NCBI's taxonomy places the organism in Eukaryota, Fungi, Ascomycota, Eurotiomycetes, Eurotiales, Aspergillaceae. The transcript has a single exon. The record is from RefSeq and is a predicted model, not a curated record. The coding region runs from base 1 to 453 and encodes 150 amino acids.